AUGGUGUGUGGAGCUGAAAGUUUUGCUCGGAUGGUGUGUACAAUAGUCUUUAUAGCACCUCUGAUUUUUCUUGGGGUGUUGUUAUUGUCAGUAGGUAUAGUAACACUGCCGUCUACGUAUAUACUUAAAGAUACAUAUAAUGACUAUCCAAAUACAUUUAAUGAACUUAAUUUUGUUUAUCGAGUUGGGUCAUCAUUUGGGUAUAUUGCAAUUAUUAUGUGUGUGUUGUAUAUCGUGUUUUGGAUGUUUACAUUAUAUCCAGGAGGUGGCGUGUUUGUCAUUUGGUAUUGUGUAGUACCUCUUAUAGGUGCUGUAGUCUUCUGUGUAAUUGGGAGUAUGGUCAUUCACAAAGAUAAGAGUAUUGGAGUGUAUAAAGAGUCCAAUUCUAAUUAUACAUUUUAUGAAGAAGAGUUGGCUCAAUAUGAAAUUAAUGAAAUUUGUUGUUUUGAUGAAGAUAGAACAUUGUCUAGAGUGUGUAGUGUAGACCCUUAUUUAUAUCCAGAAUCAUGUGAUAAGUCUCUUAAAAAAAUACACUCGCAUGUUAAAACAGUUGGUGCUAUGACUAUAUGUGGUGUAUUAGGUUCUCUUUUAAUAUCUAUAGGUAGUGCUGUUGGUUCUGUGUUAUCAAUAUGGCUUAAAUAUGAUAUUAAUUAA
Messenger RNA from Entamoeba invadens IP1, 654 nucleotides. RefSeq lists its product as hypothetical. The record is from RefSeq and is a predicted model, not a curated record. NCBI's taxonomy places the organism in Eukaryota, Evosea, Mastigamoebida, Endamoebidae. The transcript has a single exon. The coding region runs from base 1 to 654 and encodes 217 amino acids.